This is a messenger RNA of Lates calcarifer (barramundi perch), 2667 nucleotides long. RefSeq names its product diacylglycerol O-acyltransferase 2 (gene dgat2). NCBI's taxonomy places the organism in Eukaryota, Metazoa, Chordata, Actinopteri, Centropomidae. Gene Ontology annotation, cellular component: endoplasmic reticulum membrane. Bases 276 to 1361 code for a protein of 361 amino acids. Gene Ontology annotation, molecular function: diacylglycerol O-acyltransferase activity. The transcript is spliced from 8 exons. Gene Ontology annotation, biological process: triglyceride biosynthetic process. The record is from RefSeq and is a predicted model, not a curated record.
CAUGACCCUCAGUGUUGCAGGCCUGCGUGUUGCUGAACAGGGAGUACGUCCUCACCUCCACAGGUUCCCCGGCUGCUGAGACAGUCUCCUUCACUGUGUCCGGAUCUCUUGGCUCCUCCCCGCACUGAUUAAAUGCCCGCUGUGCGCCUCAGCCUGCUGCAGAUGACGGCAGUCAUGACUGAGAAGCAGUAGGUUGGACUUUUAUCAUCCUGACAGCAAGCGAACAUCAGAGUGUUUUUUCUUCUCCGGCACCCUCAACCAUCCAACGAGCCGCCAUGAAGACCAUCCUUGCUGCUUACUCUGGUGUCCUCAAAGGCACAGGCUCCAGCAUCCUCUCUGCCCUGCAGGACCUGCCGGUGGCGUUCUGGCCCUGCAGAUCCAAGAUGGAAAAACAUCUGCAGGUUAUCUCUGUGCUGCAGUGGGUCAUCAGCUUCUUAGCCAUGGGUGCUGCCUGCACUGUGUUGUUGAUCUACAUGUUCUGCACUGAUUGCUGGCUGAUUGCUGCCAUUUACACUGCCUGGCUCAUCAUCGACUGGAACACCCCAAAACAAGGUGGAAGAAGGUCUUCUUGGGUGAGGGGCUGGACAGUGUGGACAUAUUUCCGAGACUACUUCCCGAUCAGGCUAAUUAAAACCCACAACCUGCUGCCCAGCCGGAACUACAUAUUUGGCUACCACCCCCAUGGCAUCUUCUGUUUUGGUGCUUUCUGCAACUUUGGGACUGAAGCCACCGGCUUCUCCAAGAAAUUCCCGGGCAUCAAGCCCUCCCUGGCGACCCUGGCAGGCAACUUCCGCUUGCCCGUGCUUCGAGACUACCUGAUGUCUGGAGGUAUCUGUCCAGUGAACAAGAACUCUAUCGACUACCUGCUAUCUUGUAACGGGACGGGAAAUGCUGUGGUCAUUGUUGUCGGAGGUGCGGCGGAGUCUCUGCAUUGCGCGCCAGGCAUGAAUGCUGUCACCCUGAAGAAUCGCAAAGGCUUCGUGAAGCUGGCCCUGCAGAAAGGGUCUGACCUGGUUCCUGUGUAUUCCUUUGGAGAGAACGAUGCCUACAAACAGGUGAUCUUUGAGGAGGGAACCUGGUGGAGAUCUCUCCAAAAGAGAUUACAGAAGAUCUUAGGCUUCGCCCCAUGCCUUUUCCAUGGAUGUGGUCUCUUCUUUGGCAACUCCUGGGGCAUUGUGCCUUUUUGCAACCCUAUCACCACCAUAGUUGGGGAACCAAUCACAGUGCCAAAAAUUGAGGAUCCAACUGAAGAGAUGGUGGAUCUGUACCAUGCAAUGUAUAUCAAGUCUCUCCGGUGCCUUUUUGACAAGUACAAGACCCGCUUUGGCCUAAAAGAGAGCGAUGUCCUGUACAUCCAGUGAAAGGACGAAGGAAGCCCUGUUGAAGCUCUGAACUGUGGCAGCAUCUUCAGACCCCUCCGCUCCCUUCCGCCCUCCCCCAAUUUUGGUGCCUGGGGUUGGAUUAUCUCUCUGGACUGCAAACUCUACUCACGAGCAUGUUUGCUACAGAAAUCUUUACUCUCUACAUUUGUCCCUCUUAUAAUCAUAUUUCCUUUUCAGGAAAUGGCAGGUAUGAAGAAUAGUACAGUUGGACAAAGUUGCACAAAAGAUGUGCCUUUCUUGUUUCUAUUUCCAUUUUCUCAGUGAAGGCAUCAAGUUUGGGGGCUGGAAGGUAACAUGCAGGACUUUAAAGAAGUGCCAAUGUUUUCUUUCAUUCAUACAUUCAUAUAAUUUUCCCUAAGCUCUUUAAGAUCCUGUUAAUAUGCUAAACGCACAAACAAUGCAAAUGGAAGGUACCACUUUAUUACUGGGAUAAUAAGCCUAAAGGUUAAUUGAGCCAAAGACCUAUGUUGUCCCCCCACACACAUGUAUUUCUACUGUAUGAAAGGAAUUCUACACAGUGGAUUCACAUUAUGAAUGCACACCUGUGCCUUUUGAUUGUAUAAUGCCAUAAAGUAUUAAUUGUAUUCUGUAGAGAGGAAAAAGCCUUAUUUUAGUGCUUGUCUCUCAAUGAAUAUCUCUGAUGCACUUUUUGUAUUGCCGAUUACCUUCUGAGGUUUUUGUCUCAAGAAAAAUGCCUUUGAUAUGAGAAUUUUUCCAAGACCAUCAGUGUGCUGGUUGGCUUGGUUUCCUUUUCUUGUCCCACAGAUGUCCAGGUCUGGAUGGGUGUGUUCUGACUAUGCAGUAAAAACUACAGCAAAGUCUUGUAUGUUCAGGUGGUGUUAGCCAACUAUCUUAAGUUUUGAGCAGCAGUUGAAGAUGAUAAAGUAGUUUUGUGGGUGAAAAUGAUUCCAGUGUUGAGUGCAUCAUGGGUGAUUGCUGAAUAAGAAGGAAUCACACUGGGUAAUGCCUUAUUACUGGGAAUAUGUUGUAUUUGAGGGUGUCACUAGUACUUAUGUAAAGAAAGAGUAUGAGAAUAGAUGAGGUAUCCUUGGAAUCAUCAAAAUAAGUGAGUUUGUGUCAUGUUGGAGAUAGGCAGUAAAUUAUAGGAUUGUCAUUUGAAGAGCAAUUUUCCUCUGUUCUCAGCAAUGUGAUGUCUUACAAAAAGCAGUGUAAUCCCUGUGCAGUAAAUUUGCAAGCAAUAAACACAGUGAGACCUGUCUAUAUAAUGAAUGGCAUCAUCUGUCUGCCAAUAUUUAAAUUAAACUUUUGUAUGUUUUCAGAAGGA